AUGAAGUCGAAGAAAACUCCAGAGGGAUUUACUCAUGAUUGGGAAGUAUUUGUGCGCGGUCAAGAAGGUGCUGAUAUAAGUCACUUUGUUGACAAAGUUGUUUUUCAUCUUCAUGAAACUUUUCCAAAGCCCCGAAGAGUUGUGAAAGAACCUCCUUUUACAAUAAAAGAGGCCGGAUAUGCUGGGUUUAUCUUUCCUAUUGAAAUUUAUUUAAAAAACAAGGAUGAACCUAAAAAAAUUAAAUUUACAUAUGAUUUAACCUUGCAACAGAGUGGAUUUCUUAAAGAUCGCUACAUUUUUCAAAAUCCCAAUGAUGAAUUUAGAAGAAAACUUUUGAAAGGAGGAGGAAUACCAGUAAGCAAUAAUGCAUAUUACACAAAUCCUGAUCAAGAAAGUAGAAGUAGAGAUUCAUUUACAGAUGAUAAACAGCAACUAGUUAGUAAACCUAAACUAUCAUUAGAACAUACUAAAAAGCACAAAACAAAAGAGUACAAAGAAGAAAUACCUCUCAAAGCAAGUAGUUUUGAAACACUCUUUGGUGCUCCUAUACAAAAACCCCCUAAAGUUUCACCUGAUCCAAAGAAAAUGGAAAAGAGUACUCCGUCUGUGAAAUCUGAUAAAAAAGAUAAAGAUAGAUCCAGCUCUGAUAAAAAGUCAAAACAUGAACACAAAGAAAGUAAGCUGGAUAAAAUUAAAAUAAAAGAUGAAAGGGACAAACAAAAAAUUGAAAAAGUGAAAAGUCAUAACCGGGAACAAGAACGAUCUAAAGACAAAGCUAGUAAAAGAACAAGCGACAAGCCACCAUCCCCAGAGCCACCUAAGAAAAAAUGCUUCAGUCCAAACCGUAAAGUUCCUAGCCCAGCACCACGUUCUAGUAGUGCACAAAGUAUUAAAGAAGAAUAUAAACUACAAAAACACAAUUCAGAAAACUUUGACCACAAAAAAGUUAAAGUAGAAGAGAGGCCUACUCCUGAUGUAAAACCUGAAAAAGAAUCUAAAGAGAAGAAAAAAAAAGAGAAGAAAAGUCAUGAUAGAGAUAAAGAAAGAAAAGAGAAGAAAGAACACAAGAAAGAAAGCCACAAAGUAAAGGACUCACAAUCUGAAGCACAAAAAGAAGUUGUGAAGGAUAUUCCAAAAGUGAGAGAAAUAUUAAAAGAAAAAGAAACACUAAAAGAUUCACCUAUGAAAGAAAGACCACCCAAACUUGAAAAGCCAAUAAAUAAGUUCUCUAUUGAAAACUUGAGAAAAACACCACCACCAGACGUAGAAGAACGCUUAGAUUCCCUUAAAACAAAGGAGAAGGGGGACUCUGAACGAAAGCAUAAGCAUAAAAAGAAAGAUAAAAGGCGUGAUGAAUCAAAAGAAAAGCACAAAGAAUCUAGUAAAGAGAAAAAACACAAACAUGAGAAAGUUAGAGAAAGCCAGGAGCACAAAGUAGAAGUAAUUGAACAUAGAGAGACACCUAUUCCCAAAGAACGACACAUACCAGAAUUAGCUUCACCUAUAUCUAUAGACACAGCUUCACAGUGCAGUUCAAAAAGUGGUUUGGCAAAAACUAUUCACAUUGGAGUAGAAGAUAUUAACAGCAGCCAUUCUGAUUCUGAAAACUCAAUAAUCAAUGAUGAUGAUGAUAUUAAAAUAAAAGGUGAGCAACCUUCACCUGAACCAGUCGUAAAGCGAGAGCCAACACCUGACCCAGAACCAGAACCAGAUCCAGAACCAAUUUCCGUUCCUGUUGAAACUCCGCCAGUACAAAAAUCUAAGAAACAUAAAGACAAAUCUUCAAAGAAGGAAGAAAAAAGACGUAAAAGAAAAGCUGAAGCAGAAGAGAUAGAAAACCGUAAAGUGGCAAAGCCUGCUGAUUCUGGGCCUGCUAACAAUGAUAUGGACUGUGGAGAAAGUAUUGCCUCAACAUCUAUGGAAACUAAAGUACAAGACAAUGGUGUUUCAAGCAGCCUAGGAGAAGAUGCAGAACCAGGUGAUCUCUCUCCUGACUACAUGGUGCAGUUGAGAGGACUGCAACAACGAAUAAUGAUGAUAAAAAACAAUGAAGAUCUCGAAAGGGUGGUCAACUUAAUAGCUGAAACGGGGAGAUAUGAAGUAACCACUCAAACAUUUGACUUUGAUCUUUGCUUGUUAGAUCGUUCCACGGUUCAACAACUCAUACAAUUAGUGGGAUGUUAG
Messenger RNA from Leptosia nina, 2184 nucleotides. Lineage: Eukaryota; Metazoa; Arthropoda; Insecta; Lepidoptera; Pieridae. The record is from the annotation of a GenBank genome assembly.